UACACGUUAAGUUUGACUUUUUGAGGGAUAAAGAAAAAAAAGAGUGGAAAAAACACUGACUGGAUACAGUGUGUUGACAAUGAUCGUAUAAGUGAUGAUUUAAAAUACCUAGCUAACGAAGUGUCUGACGUGACAGUUCACUUCAGUCAGAAACGAAAAGGGAAGUGAAAGUGACUGGAUUAUAGCUAUGUUAGCCACCUAUGUUCUGCCGCUAGCUACCAGAGGAUAAACUUUUGCCAAGUAUAACUUUCCCAGACGAACAGGUGCAUCCCACAGCUUUACUGAGCAACCAUGAAUUCUGUUACCGAUGGCAAGACUUAUUAUAUCACCACCGACAAAUGCAAGAACAUAAGCGCAGGUCACAUUUGCUACCUAACCGAGAACAGGACACGGAAGAAAGAUAGCAACGAGGUGCCUGUUAUCUGCAUUGACAACUCAGGACUGGACUCCAAGAUGAAAACAAGUAUCUUAGAGGAAAUCACUGUUAAGGAGGCUGAGCUUUUGCAGGCUCUAAAAGACAACGCAGAAAGGCUGAAAUGGUUCAGAGAGGAGGCGGCUCUCCGUACAGCGCUAGGCCUCACCAAAGACACGCCGGUCACAGUGGAGGGCGAGAAGAAAAAGAAGCUGAAGGGAGUAAUACGCUACAUAGGAAGGAUCACAGAGCCUAAGUACUCAGACCCUAUAGCGGGGACAUUCUUUGGGAUCGAACUGCAGGAUAAAGGCAAAGGAAAUACCGAUGGGACAAUUCAUUACAAAACCCUCUUCUCCUGUAGUAAGGAUAGCGGCAUGUUUGCCCCGUUCUCCAAAGUCAGGCCCCUGACACCCAUCCUUCCAGCACCCGCACCACAGUCGAGCCCACAGUCCUUCGCCACCGGGGACAGAGUCACCUUCUUCCUCGAGGAUGAGGAGUACGGCCGACAUGGAAUGGUGAUGGGCCUGGAGGAAAAGCAGGGGAGGAGGCAUGUUUUCAUCUCCACGGACACCAACGAGAAGGGAGAAAAAGGAGGAGAGGUCUGGGUGCCCAUCGAGUGUGUCAUUAAGGAGGAGCUCCUGCCAGAAUCGGACGCCAUGGACGUCAAUGUGCCUGAGGUGCCUAAGAGGGAGGGCCAUAUUCCAGAUCUGGGGGUGGACUCUCUGGUGCAGAUCCAUUUGGGUACUGGUCCUGCCUAUGGAACCAUCCGUUGGAUUGGGGAUCUGCCUGAUUUGGACCACACCAGGGCUGGCAUUGAGCUGGAGGACAGUAUUGGAGUAAGCGAUGGGACCUUCAAGGGGAGGAGACUGUUCCAGUGUCUUCCUCAACACGGACUCUUCGUCAAGCUGGCCUCCUGCCACCCGGACUCCCGAUUUGGGGGGGCGCCUGAGGGGGGUCAUGAGCGGGAAGCUGAGCACAGUUUAGGAACGCUGGGAAAUGUUGAUCCUGUCAGCUCGGAGCAGGUAGACAAGAUUCUGGUCGGCCGGAUGAAGGGGAUCCAGGGUCACUGCAACUCUUGCUACAUGGACUCGGCCCUCUUCAGUCUAUUCUCAUGCACCUCAGUUCUGGACUCCCUCCUGUUUAAAUCAACAGAGACACGUGACGCCCCCAUCCAGAACACACUGCUGCAUGACAUUGUCAACCCCCUCCGCAGUAAGGGCUUCGUGGAGGGGAAACACAUCAUGAAGCUUCGCCAGCAGCUCCAGGAUCGCGGCUACUGCCACUCCUACACCACUGAGGAGAAAGAUCCCGAGGAGUUCCUGUCUCUCAUCAUGCACCAGAUCCUGUGUCUGGAGCCGCUCCUCAAAAUUUCAGCAGGGGGCAAGGUCCAGGAGAGUUACUGCUACCAGAUCUUCCUGGACCACAACCACAGCCUGGUCCUUCCCACCGUCCAGCAACUGCUGGAGCACUCCUUCCACAGCUCUGCUCUCCGACUGGCCGAGGUCCCCUCCUGUGUCAUACUGCAAAUGCCGCGCUUUGGGAAAAAAUUCAAGAUGUUUGAGAAGAUCAUCCCUUCACUGGAACUGGACAUUACUCACCUCCUCUCAGAUGGUCCCCAGCAGUGUGUGAUGUGCGGUCAGCUGGCGCAGGAAGAGUGUGUGGACUGUUUCAGAGACCAGGUCUUCAGCAGGACUGGUUUCAAACUGUUUUGCAAGACAUGUUCCAAGCAGGUGCACUCCCACCCCCAGAGGAGUUCCCACCAGCGCUCUGCCCUGUGCCUCCCCGAGGGCUUCCCUGGCCGGGCGUCGGGCCGCCCCCUGCCCCGGGAGACCCUGGAGCUGUUCGCGGUGCUCUGCAUCGAGACCAGCCACUACGUCUCCUUCAUCAAACACGGACCGAACAAAACCGACUGGAUAUUCUUCGACAGCAUGGCCGACAGGCAGGGUGAGAUUGAUGGCUUCAACAUCCCUCAAGUACAGGCCUGCCCAGAGGUGGCGGUCUACUUGGACAUGCCCCUCGCGGAGCUGGCCAAUCAGGUGCCACGGGACAUGAAGGGCGUGGCCAAACGUCUGUUUUGCGACGCCUACAUGUAUCUGUACCAGAGCUCCAACAUGAUGCUCUACUGCUGAAGGGAGAAAAUCACCUGAGCAUGGUAUCAUAACCUGUAGAAAAAACUGCUAAUCAUUUAUGCCCACUGCUUAAUAUUUCAGACUUCCAAAAACGUUUUAAUGAUAAUUAAGAAUUGUGUUGGUAUAAUAAUAAUUUGGUGUCUUUCUAUAUUAUUUCAUAAAAUGAUUUUUUGUUUGGGUGCAAUUUCAAUUUUCUUUCUUUUCUGAUUGUAUAACAUUUAAAUGCUGUAAGGUUAGCCUAAAAUCUUCCAAUCUUUAUUUCAAUAUUCAAGUGACAUUUCUGUAAGAAAUAAUGAUGUGCACUGUAAUUUUCACCUGUAUCAAAAUAAAAAGCGCUUCAUCUUUCUAGAUGUAAACCCAGCGCUGUACUUUAAAUAAGACCUCUGUGUCUACAAAUUGGAUUGGGUUUUUAGAUGGACCAAUUUAAUUUAGGUCCAAGCCAAAAUCAUUUUCUAUCUUGCUUUUAUUGAUGUUUGUUUUGAGAACCUUGAAGUGGUUGUUUGAACCGGGUCCAGUUAAAUGAUCGUUUGAUCUAGCUCAUUUGAUGUGUUCUCAGGGUUCCUUAUAGUGACUUUAUUUCUGUGUAUAUGGAAAUCAUAUGUAUCUUAAAUGGUAUAGGAAAAUGCCUGGUUCAUUUGGUCUGUAUUUACAUUCCAGAUGCAGUUGUAUCUAUUUGGUUACUUUGGCUUUAAAACAUGACGUAAAUUAUUGUUUAUUUAAUUGCGCUGUAAUGAUUACAAGUGGCAAAAUGGCUUGCUGGUGGUAGGCUGUCGACUAACAAUAAGGAACUUGAAUAAAAGCACUAA
Messenger RNA from Osmerus eperlanus (European smelt), 3347 nucleotides. RefSeq names its product cylindromatosis (turban tumor syndrome), like (gene cyldl). The record is from RefSeq and is a predicted model, not a curated record. Gene Ontology annotation, cellular component: cytosol. NCBI's taxonomy places the organism in Eukaryota, Metazoa, Chordata, Actinopteri, Osmeriformes, Osmeridae. Gene Ontology annotation, molecular function: K63-linked deubiquitinase activity; cysteine-type deubiquitinase activity. The transcript is spliced from 15 exons. Gene Ontology annotation, biological process: protein K63-linked deubiquitination. The coding region runs from base 292 to 2541 and encodes 749 amino acids.